AUGGUCGUGGUCCGUUUGGCUUGGCGUGAUCUGCCGUGGAAAGCUUGUUUAUUUUUGAUUACGUCCAGUUACCUAUAUCAUGUUAAACGGUUUUUGCUGAAACGUGUAGUAUUCCUCAUUUUUGAAGAUGUUAUAACAGUGUCACAUGCGAGGAUGCUUUCUAUAUCGCAGAUAACAACAACUUUCAUACUCUUACGCGUGCUGCCCACAUCUUGCUUCUCUGGAUGGUAUGAUAUCGAGGAAGUCAGGAAUACUCUCUAUGAACCAGAUAUCUCUUCAGUAUUGUCAGGAAUCAAUCCUACCUUCAAUCUUAGUAUCUUGUCUCCUGAUAAUAAAGAUAGCAUAUUGGAGAAGAUCUACGAGGAGAUGCCUACGAGGGACAACAAGAGUUACAUCUUUAUCAAGAGCAAAACGGGACAGAUCUUUGCCUGUAGAUUACCGCUAGUGAAACCACAAGAAAAGCCCCGAGAAACCAGCUAUAACCCCAAAUAUCUGGCGGAGCUUGUUUCAGCGAGUUUCUAUGUGAAGAAUUGCAUCACUAAGGACCUUGGAUGGUGGAAGUAUAAGCUUUGCAGAGGUAUCGAUGUGAAACAAUUUCAUGGAGCAAAGAAUGAAGCAGCGCAGAUUACAAAUUCGCUUGGGAUUUUCUUAGGAAAAUAUGCAGUGCCUCAAUAUCAGGUGAGUCUUUUUUCCUUGCAAUGAUG
Strongylus vulgaris is the source of this 704-nucleotide messenger RNA. The record is from the annotation of a GenBank genome assembly. NCBI's taxonomy places the organism in Eukaryota, Metazoa, Nematoda, Chromadorea, Rhabditida, Strongylidae.